AUGCGUGCGAUCUGUAUUUAAUUCGGGUCGUUUGGAAUUAUUUGGCUAUCGCUGUUGAUUCGGCGAAGCAAUCGCGGGGGGAUGGAGGAGUUAUUGAUUCGAUCAUCGCGCCGCGGAUUCCCCGAUUCUUGGUCGAAUUCGCUCAUUUCUUGGGAGGGUUUCCCAUGCUGGGGUUUGUUGAUUCGGUAGAUCUUUGCUGGGAAAGGGGAUUUGGGCGCGUGUUCGUGUUGUAAUCUUGACCUUGUUCUUCAGUUUUUGCCAUUAGCGUGCGUAUGACCCUCCAACUUUCCCCUUUUACGAUUGUUAGGGUUUCUUGGCUGUUUGUUGUUUGCUAGGUUCUUUGCGGAGCUGAGGUGAGUAUCGGCAUCAAAGAUAGCAUGAGUACAGUCAGUGGCACAAGGCGUACCCCGAGGAGACAGUCACAAGAUGGGUCUGCUGAUAAAGUGGUUGUGAACUUGGAGGCAAUCUCCCCAUCAGUGGGGAGCCGUCGUGGAGUACCGACUGCUGUUGCUGGCGCAUGCACCUCACCUAUUGAUGUGGAUGCCAUAGAAGAUGAAGUGCAGGCAGUAUCGCCCUCGCGAGUGCCCCCUCAAAGGAGGAACAAGAGGACCAGGAGGCAACCUGUAACAGUGGUUGACUUGGAGGUAGAUGCUAGCCGGGAAGGUUACAAGCGUCAGAGGGUUGUACCUGUAGUACAUCGCCUCUCUCCAGAUAGGGGAGAAGGUUCCAGCAUGCAGUCAAAUAAUGUAGUGCAAACUGGCAAAGAGCCUGCUAAAGAGGCUCCCAAGGAACCAAUUUUUACCUGCCCAGUAUGUUGGAACAAUUUGGAUGAGCCUUCCACGACAAUUUGUGGCCAUAUCUUCUGUGCGGGGUGCAUCAAGCAAGCCAUCAAGGUUCAGAAGAAAUGUCCAACUUGCAGGAGGAGCCUGAGAGCAAACAAUUUCCACCGUAUUUACCUUCCUAACUCUGGUAGUUAAGGUCGAUUGGCUGCGUCAAUGGAACCUCUGGUCAUCAGCCGAUUGCGACAACUAAGAUGGCCUCCGCCACCAAUGGAUUGAAUUUGAGUCUACUCUCUUGUUGCCUCAGCUUCAGAAUGUUAUGGUGUGUUGUAUUGUAUCAGGCUAUUGGCCCUAGUUGAUUAGUGCAACUGAGAUUUGCUUCAAGUUGAAAUGGCAUUAAAAUUAGCGUUUAUGAAUA
Phragmites australis (common reed) is the source of this 1197-nucleotide messenger RNA. RefSeq lists its product as uncharacterized. The record is from RefSeq and is a predicted model, not a curated record. The transcript is spliced from 6 exons. NCBI's taxonomy places the organism in Eukaryota, Viridiplantae, Streptophyta, Magnoliopsida, Poales, Poaceae. Bases 378 to 977 code for a protein of 199 amino acids.